This is a messenger RNA of Mandrillus leucophaeus (drill), 4833 nucleotides long. It is a transcript of the gene LRRC58, whose product is annotated as leucine rich repeat containing 58. The record is from RefSeq and is a predicted model, not a curated record. Lineage: Eukaryota; Metazoa; Chordata; Mammalia; Primates; Cercopithecidae. The coding region runs from base 119 to 1234 and encodes 371 amino acids. The transcript is spliced from 4 exons. Gene Ontology annotation, molecular function: protein binding.
CCGCGCCACUUCCGACUCAGCUCUUGGUUCAGGUUCCGGGGCGCCGCGGAGCUCCCGGCCUGUGGACGCCGCGCGGCGCUCUGGGGAAUCCAGCGCCAAGCGCCGUGCGGUGGCUAGGAUGGAGGAGGCCGGAGCGGCGGUGGUCACGGCCGGGGAGGCCGAACUGAACUGGUCCCGCCUCAGCGUGUCCACUGAGACGCUGGAGUCUGAGCUGGAGGCGCGGGGCGAGGAGCGGCGCGGCGCGCGUGAGGCACUGCUGCGGCUGCUGCUGCCUCACAAUCGUCUAGUGUCGCUGCCGCGGGCGCUGGGCAGCGGCUUUCCGCACCUCCAGCUGCUGGACGUGAGCGGCAACGCGUUGACCGCCAUCGGCCCAGAGCUGCUCGCGCUGUGCGGCCUGCGCACGCUGCUGGCCAAGAACAACCGGCUCGGCGGGCCCAGUGCGCUGCCCAAGGGCCUGGCCCAGUCGCCGCUCUGCCGCAGCCUCCAGGUACUCAACCUCAGCGGCAACUGUUUCCAGGAGGUGCCUGCCUCGCUCUUAGAGCUGCGUGCGCUGCAGACCCUGAGCCUGGGCGGCAACCAGCUGCAGAGCAUCCCGGCUGAGAUCGAGAACUUGCAGAGUUUAGAGUGCUUAUAUCUUGGAGGAAAUUUCAUUAAAGAAAUCCCACCAGAAUUAGGAAAUCUGCCUUCUCUGAAUUACUUGGUAUUAUGUGACAACAAAAUCCAAAGUGUACCUCCUCAGCUUUCACAGUUGCAUUCACUUCGUUCCCUAAGUCUUCACAAUAACUUGCUGACAUAUCUGCCGCGGGAGAUCCUCAACCUUAUUCAUUUGGAAGAGUUGAGUUUACGAGGAAAUCCAUUGGUUGUUCGUUUUGUUAGAGAUCUAACCUAUGAUCCUCCAACUCUCCUGGAAUUAGCUGCACGGACCAUUAAGAUCCGAAAUAUUUCCUACACUCCCUAUGAUCUUCCUGGGAAUCUUCUUAGAUACUUGGGUUCAGCCAGCAAUUGCCCAAACCCAAAAUGUGGAGGAGUCUACUUUGACUGCUGUGUCAGACAAAUUAAAUUUGUGGACUUCUGUGGGAAGUAUCGCCUCCCACUGAUGCACUACUUGUGUUCCCCAGAAUGCUCUUCCCCUUGCAGUUCUGCCUCUCACAGCUCCACAUCCCAGAGUGAAUCUGACUCAGAAGAUGAAGCUAGUGUUGCUGCACGCAGAAUGCAGAAAGUUCUUCUUGGUUGAAUAGGAGUGCACACUGGUGUGAAAUACUUAAAAAACUGAGCAAAGGCGAUUAGAUAAGAAAACAGAGCUUGAAGUUCACUGUUCACUAGAAACCUUAUCUUCAUCUUAAGUGUUCAUGAAAGAGUCUGGGAUGAUAUAAAACAUUUUGUGUCUCAUCUACCCAUUCAGCAGGAAUGAGUCCAGUCCCAUGUUUGGAUUCUUUUAACAUAAUUUAUUAUGAAUGAUAGUUCCACAUUUGGCUGAUGGUUUGCAGUUUUCACUCAAGUUUUGCCUGAAUCAGAAAGCAGACUGGUACCUUUUGAAGAGCAGUUCUACAAUAAGCCAUAAGUAGUAUACCUUUUGGCAGUUGAGAUGGAGAAAAUGAGAAAUAAUCAAAGCUAUAAUUGCCAGAGUUGCCCUUGGGUUUAGGUAGAACACUAUAUACCAUAUAUACUAUAUGUGCCAUAUAUAUAUGUAUUAUAUGCCAUAAACAGGAUUAACCCUCCCUUUUUUUAUUGCCUGUAUGUCUAGAUUAGUUCAGAGAAGCUCACAGAUGGUUACAUAGGACGUAAACCUUUCUGACAAACUAACUGGUGAAGUAAGGCAUAUAACGGUUAAGUGGGAUAUUAAAACUUUUUCAUUCUUUUCCUUUGUUCUAUAGGAUUGCUAUUAACCUUAUAUAAUCUAGCAAUGAUUGUUAUAGUGCCUUAAUCCAGCAAGGAUAUAAAAAUGUAUUCAAGAAAUAAUGCCAGAGCAACAUAUAACCUGACAUACCAUGCAGAACAUUUAAAAAUAUUCUUUAGCAGAACUAGGUAAAUAACUGUAUGUCUGAUAUCCAUGGCCCUCUUAAUAUUUUUUUGUUUAAAUGUGCACUCAUCCCUUAUAAGCACAUUACUUUUACACUUAAUGGUAGGCCAUAGUCUUGAUCAGUCUGGUCAUCGUAAGACAGAGUAAGAAUUUUUAACAAAAAAUUCUAAAAGAGAUAUAAGCUAGGAAAGCUUCUGUAUAUCUUGCAUUAAAUGGGUAGGGAAAAAAUAUGACUCUUGCCCAUGUCACGUACUGGACCAUCUUUCUCUACUUUUUAAAGAAAAACUAAUAAAACUAGAAAAAUAUCAUAACAAGCCAAAUAAAAAUGGGGAAAAGUUGUCAUUGUCCUUAUACCUAAUAAAACAGUUUCCAGAACUACUUUAAUUAUGGAAGCAUUUUCAAAAAUAAAGUAGUAAUAAAAUAGAAAAAACUUAUUAAUAUAUUAUAUCCUUAAUGUAUAGCAGGAAAAUAGUUUCACAAAUUAAUUGCUAUUAGAAAUUACCAAAUUUGUAUUAACUAGUUUAAUAUGCAAUACAAAUUGAAUUUUAAGUACAAUUUAAGUACAAUAUAAGUUGAUAUAAAGUAAAUGCUUACUGGUAAUCAUUAAAUAACUAAUAAAUCACUUGUUAAAUGUUAAACAUGCAGUAAGAAAUGUCAAAUAUACAGGUCAGAUAGGCAUUAGAACAUCAGGUGAUACCUUUUCUGAUUUCUGGCAUUCAUGGCACACCAUUUCUUAAAAGCAGAUUGUUGUAUAAUAACAUAUACAUGUAUUAGGGUUUUUUUCAUAUAUAUAUAUAUUUUAUUUUAGAAGAAACUAGCAUAAUUUAGGAUUUAUGUGUUUAUUUGUAUAUUAAUUCAUGAAACAUGAGAGUUUCAUGAACUGCAGAUGUGAAACGCUGCUAUAGAAUGAAUCCCUUUACCUUUACCCUGUUAUAAUGUAGUAAGAUUUUGUUUUCCUUUUCAUUCAGAAAUUUUCUGUGUCUAUAGAAGUAAUCUAAUAUGUUCCUACUGGCUAGAAGAGUAAUACAUGGGUGAUUAUAUCAUAAAAUAGAGGUAUAAAGAAUAGAGGUAUAAAGUCUUUGCUUACUUCUCCAUGUGAGCCACAGCAAACUGCAGAGUGUACAAUUAUGAAAGGUAAAGAUGACUUAGGCUGUGCCUAAGUGACAAAUGUAAAAUGUUUUGUAAAUAGGUGACUUAGCUAAGAUACAUAAGAUAUUUUCAUAGAAAAUGAUGUAUUCAUAGUAAAAUACUCGAAUUGAUAGGACCAACUUUUUUUGGCCUGAAUGCUUAUGCCUACUUCCUAAUCAAUUACCAACUUGACUUGAGCAACUGCUUGAGUAGUCUUCUAAGAGUUAGUCUUCGUAAAAUAAAUGGAUAGGUAUGUAAAUAUAUAAUCUUACAUAGCCUUUCCAACUUCCUAGAAAGAAGGUCUACUGCUUCAUCUUUUACAGAUGUAAAUAGGUCCAACCAGAGAGUUUCUGGCCUUUGCAUAUAAGAAUAUAGAUGUAUAUCACAGUAUUAUUUCAACAAAAUGUUAUGGUUCUAUGUAUAGUUGAAAAAUCUAUGAUCAGUGUACCGUUGUCUUUUGGUAAUUUUUAAUGAAGUAUACGUUUAGCUGUCGGUUUUAUCUUUCGUAAAUCUUUGACCUAACGUUUUAUAAGAGCAGCUAAUAAUUUCUAAGAUUUUUCCUGUUUCUUUUUCCUACCUUUCCUUUUCUCGUAACUGAUUAGGGAAAUUAACCAGAAGUCAGAUUCAAGGGACUUGAUAAUCUAGAAACCAGAUAAUCAGCUCCCAAGUCAUAUAGCUAACUAUGUAUUUAAAAUAACAGUCUGUCGCUUUAGUUCCUAAGUCAUAUACUUGUGUUUAAUUACGGUAAAUAAUCUUUAAUUGGGGUUUUUAAAAGACAGAAUUAGCGAAGUCUAAUUUUUAUAAUGAAAUAAGUUUUUGAUGUUGCUCUACUUGGACAAUUUUAGUGACCAAAACUACAGAUAAAACUGCUUAAGCAUAACAUUAACAUAUUUAGAAUGGCAUUCUUCAAUACUAGUAUUUUAAAUUGGAAUUAGUACACUGUGCAUUCUUAGUAGUCUUUAUCCCUAGAAUCAAUUCUCUCAGCAUCACCAAAGUGAGUUGGUGAAAUAAGUGCUAAGAUUCUGGGCAAUAGGAAGAUUAGUGAAUAUGAUACAUGGAUUACAGGGUGCCAGGGAUUGGCUGACUACUAUUAAGAACCAGCUGGCCAGGGUCCUCAGUAUUCUAGUAUUUGAGUAGUGGAGGUAAAUCCAAAGGCGACUGGUCAUAUUUUACUUCUGAAUGUGUGCUGAAGUGUCUUUUAUUAAAAAAUUCUUGAUAUUUAGAACUUCAGGUUACCACAUUUAAAAGUAAAGACUUAGCUGGACACGGUGGCACACACCUGUAAUCUUAGCACUUUGGGAGGCCAAAGUGAGUGGAUCAUAUGCAGUCAGGAAUUUGCGACCCGCCUGGCCAGCAUGGUGAAACCUCAUCUUUACUAAAAAUACAAAAAUUAGCUGGGCAUGGUGAUGCACGCCCAUAGUCCCAGCUAACUCUGGAGGCUAAUACAAGAGAAUCACUUGAACUUGGAAGACAGUGGUUGCAGUGAUCUGAGAUCAUUCUGCUGCACUCCAGCCUGAGUGAGAGUGAGACUCUGUCUCAAACAAAAAAAAAGAUUUGCAUUGUAAAUUGUACCUCAAUUUGAGAAGUUUUUGUGUUUGUGUAAAUAAAAGUAAAAAGCAAUCCACAAUAAUGUUUUGUAAUAGUGCACACCAGGUUUACCAGAUUUUGUAACUAUCAGAUUUAAA